Messenger RNA from Helobdella robusta, 357 nucleotides. RefSeq lists its product as hypothetical. The record is from RefSeq and is a predicted model, not a curated record. The annotation marks the transcript as partial. NCBI's taxonomy places the organism in Eukaryota, Metazoa, Annelida, Clitellata, Rhynchobdellida, Glossiphoniidae. The transcript has 3 exons.
UUAAGGCCAUGUUCCAUAUACUUAGAUGAGUACAAAGAAUGCACAAGUGUAAGAGGCAGAUUUCACCAAAGAUACACUGAAGGAGAUGUCAAGGAAUGUUUUCAUUGGAAACAAGAUCAUGCCAAUUGCAAACUUUAUGAAAAGAACAAAGAUCUGAAAGCACUGGCGUCCAUAAUCAAACAUGAGGAAGACAUGAGGGCAGAGAGAUUGAAGCGAGCCAAUGAGAACAAUGUUUGGGAAUACCGCACGGAACCACCUUCCCUGUGGGACUUUCCAAUACCUGCACAUCUUACGCAAACUUUCGUUCUUGAUAAAAAUAUUCCUGCAGAAUCAAAAUCAAAUUGUCUUAUUAGCUGA